Mustela lutreola (European mink) is the source of this 2395-nucleotide messenger RNA. It is a transcript of the gene TP53, whose product is annotated as tumor protein p53. Gene Ontology annotation, cellular component: nucleus. The transcript has 12 exons. Gene Ontology annotation, molecular function: DNA-binding transcription factor activity, RNA polymerase II-specific; RNA polymerase II cis-regulatory region sequence-specific DNA binding; protein binding. The record is from RefSeq and is a predicted model, not a curated record. Lineage: Eukaryota; Metazoa; Chordata; Mammalia; Carnivora; Mustelidae. Gene Ontology annotation, biological process: regulation of transcription by RNA polymerase II; protein tetramerization; apoptotic process. Bases 353 to 1552 code for a protein of 399 amino acids.
CUGGGAUUGGGAUUUUCCCCUCCCAUGUGCUCCGACUGGCGCUAAAAGUUUUGAGCCUCCCAAAAGUCCAGAGCCACGAUCCUGGGCGCAGGUAGCCGCUGGGCUCCGGGGUCACCGGGCGUCCGGCCUCGGAGCGUGCUUCCCGGGACGGUGACACGCUCCCCCGAGGUUCGGAGAGGAUCACAAACAGGCAGAGAGGCAGGCAGAGAGGGAGGAGGAAGCAGGCUCCCUGCUGAGCAGAGAGCCCGAUGUGGGGCUCGAUCUGAAGACUCUGAGAUCAUGACAGGAGCCGAAGGAAGCGGCCUAACCCACUGAGCCACCCAGUGGCCACACUCCAUUCCCAGGAGCUGCAAUGCAGGACCCACAGUCCGAGCUCACCAUCGACCCCCCUUUAAGCCAGGAGACAUUUUCCGAAUUGUGGAACCUGCUUCCUGAAAACAAUGUUCUGUCCCCUGCAGUGGAUGAACUGCUGUCAGAAGGCGUGAACUGGCUGGGAGAAGGGUCCAAUGACGCUCCCAGGAUGCCGGCGACUCCUGCGCCCGCAGCGCCCGGACCCGCCCCCUCCUGGCCCCUGUCAUCUUUUGUCCCUUCCCCGAAGACCUACCCUGGCGCCUAUGGGUUCCGUCUGGGGUUCCUGCAUUCUGGGACAGCCAAGUCUGUUACUUGCACGUACUCCCCCUCCCUCAACAAGCUGUUCUGCCAGCUGGCAAAGACCUGCCCCGUGCAGCUGUGGGUCAGCUCGCCACCCCCAGCCGACACCUGCGUCCGGGCCAUGGCCAUUUACAAGAAGUCGGAGUUUGUGACGGAAGUGGUGCGGCGCUGCCCCCACCAUGAGCGCUGCUCGGACAGUAGUGAUGGUCUGGCCCCGCCUCAGCAUCUCAUCCGGGUAGAGGGAAACCUGCGGGCCAAGUACCUGGACGAUAGGAACACCUUCCGGCAGAGCGUGGUGGUGCCCUACGAGCCGCCCGAGGUGGGCUCCGACUGCACCACCAUCCACUAUAACUACAUGUGUAACAGUUCCUGCAUGGGGGGCAUGAACCGCCGGCCCAUCCUCACCAUCAUCACUCUGGAAGAUUCCAGUGGUAAUGUGCUGGGACGGAGCAGCUUCGAGGUACGCGUCUGUGCCUGUCCUGGGAGAGACCGGCGCACAGAGGAGGAAAAUUUCCGCAAGAAGGGGGAGCCUUGCCCCGAGCCGCCCCCCGGGAGCACCAAGCGAGCACUGCCUCCCAGCACCAGCUCGUCUCCCCCGCAAAAGAAGAAGCCGCUGGAUGGGGAGUACUUCACCCUUCAGAUCCGUGGCCUUGAACGCUACAACAUGUUCAGGGAGUUGAAUGAGGCCUUGGAGCUGAAGGAUGCCCUGAAUGGAAAGGAGCCAGGGGGAAGCAGGCCUCACUCCAGCCUACAUCUAGGACAAGGAGCCCCAGCCUCCCACUCGCGGAUGUCACCUCUCCCCGCCUUGUCUCCCAACAGCCACCUGAAGGCUAAGAAGGGGCAGUCUACCUCCCGCCAUAAAAAACCGAUGCUGAAGAGAGAGGGGCCCGACUCAGACUGAUGUCCCCUGCUUCCUGCGGCCCCCGCCCCGCCCCUGCUGACCCUUCCCCACCACCCCCCACCCUCCCUCCCUGGCAUUUUGGGGACUUGGAACACCUGCUUGGUGUGUUGACUGCUUUGGUACAGGUGUACUGCACAGUAGCCCGGGGUUCUUCCAUCCACCUUGCCCUAACGCGCUCCUAAAGGAGGUGGCCUCCAAGGUCAGUUGGUUGGGGGGGACGUAGGACGUUCCAGCUGGUUUUUAAAGAUUUUUACUGUGAGGAACCGUGGGAAAGGUAGGAAAAUGUUCCUGAAUGUCAGGUGCAUUUUCGAAGCCAUCACAGACUGGGCUCUGAGCCCAGUUCUCUACCGUUUUAGCCAGUGGUUGAAAUUUCUUAAUUUCAUAGUCCAUUUUUAUGAAAUUCUGAUAACCAUACCUACCUCACGAAGUUUGUUGUGAGGGUGAAUGUCUGACCCCCCCAAACAGCCCUUUUCUCCCAUGGUGCCUGUGCCUUGGUGCCUUCGUGGGUGUCGUUGGUUCCCUGUCCCUGCUGGUGGGUCAGGUUACAGCUUCUGUGAUGGGCAGCUGGCGAGGGGUCCCCACCUUGCUGGCAUGGCCAAAUCCUGUCUAACCUCCUGGGGAGCCCCGGCACCCCCAGCAUCUCAUCCCAUCUCGCAGCCCGGAGGACUGAUUCCACCCCAUGGUGUCGGGUCUGUAUCUGCCGAGGGCUUUUGCCUCCCCGCCUGGUUCUGGGUGAAUUUCUUCUGCACUCUGCACUCAUCACCUAUACCCCCUCCUCCUCUUCCCCUUUUAUAUCCCCUUUUUGUACCGAUGCAUCAUUUUACAAUAAAACUUGGUACCACC